This is a messenger RNA of Anopheles coustani, 1962 nucleotides long. Its product is annotated as mucin-2-like. The transcript has 5 exons. Lineage: Eukaryota; Metazoa; Arthropoda; Insecta; Diptera; Culicidae. The record is from RefSeq and is a predicted model, not a curated record. Bases 1 to 1962 code for a protein of 653 amino acids.
AUGUCUACAAGUUCAUCUACCGAUGCCUCUUCUUCAACAACCUCAACAACACGUCUUACAUUUCCUACAGUUUCAACACCAUCCACUCCUUCUACUACAAGUUCCACUUCUCUGUCUACAAGUUCAUCUACUGCAUCUACCACUGCCUCUUCUUCAACAACCUCAACGACACGUCUUACAUUUCCUACAGCUUCAACACCAUCCACUCCUUCUACUACAAGCUCCACUUCUCUGUCUACAAGUUCAUCUACUGCAUCUACCACUGCUUCUUCUUCGACAACCUCAACAACACGUCUUACAUUCCCUACAGCAUCAACACCGUCCACUCCUUCCACUACAAGCUCCACUACUCUGCCUACAAGUUCAUCUACUUCAUCUAGCACUGCCUCUUCUUCAACAACCUCAACGACACGUCUUACAUUCCCUACAGCAUCAACACCGUCCACUCCUUCCACUACAAGUUCCACUACUCUGUCUACAAGUUCCUCGAGCUCUUCUUCUACUGCUUCUUCUUCAACAACUUCAACUACUGCUUCGUCAACUCCUCUUACGUUUCCUACAGCAUCAACAACAUCAUCUACAACAACUUCAACUACUGCUUCGUCAACACCCAUUACUUUUCCUACAGCAUCAACAACGUCGACACCUUCCACUACAAGCUCCACUACUCAGUCUACAAGUUCAUCUACUUCAUCUAGCACUGCUUCUUCUUCAACAACCUCAACGACACGUCUUACAUUCCCUACAGCAUCAACACCGUCCACUCCUUCCACUACAAGUUCCACUACUCUCAUCAACACCGUCCACUCCUUCCACUACAAGUUCCACUACACUGUCUACAAGUUCCUCGAGCUCAUCUUCUACUGCUUCUUCUUCUUCAACAACUUCAACGACUGCUUCGUCAACUCCUCUUACGUUUCCUACAGCAUCAACAACAUCAUCUCCAACAACUUCGACUACUGCUUCGUCAACACCCCUUACUUUUCCUACAGCAUCAACAACGUCGACUCCUUCCACUACAAGUUCUACUUCUCUGUCUACAAGUUCGUCUACUUCAUCUACCACUCAUCAACACCAUCCACUCCUUCCACUACAAGCUCCACUUCUCUGUCUACAAGUUCCUCGAGCUCAUCUUCUACUGCUUCUUCUUCAACAACUUCAACUACUGCUUCGUCAACUCCUCUUACGUUUCCUACAGCAUCAACAACAUCAUCUACAACAACUUCGACUACUGCUUCGUCAACACCCCUUACUUUUCCUACAGCAUCAACAACGUCGACUCCUUCCACUACAAGCUCCACUUCUCUGUCUACAACAUCAACAACAUCAUCUACAACAACUUCGACUACUGCUUCGUCAACACCCCUUACUUUUCCUACAGCAUCAACAACGUCGACUCCUUCCACUACAAGCUCCACUACUCACUUCAACAACGUCGACUCCUUCCACUACCAGCUCCACUUCUCUGUCUACAAGUUCGUCUACUUCAUCUACCACUGCCUCUUCUUCAACAACCUCAACGACUGCUUCGUCAACACGCAUUACGUUUCCUACAGUUUCAACUACAUCAUCUACAACAGCUUCAACUACUGCUUCGACACCAAAUCUUACUUUUCCUACAGCUUCAACAACGUCGACUCCUUCCACUACCAGCUCCACUUCUCUGUCUACAAGUUCGUCUACUUCAUCUACCACUGCCUCUUCCUCAACAACCUCUACGACUGCUUCGUCAACACGCAUUACGUUUCCUACAGUUUCAACUACGUCAUCCCCAACAGCUUCAACUACUGCCUCGUCAACUCCUCUUACGUUUCCUACAGCAUCAACAACGUCCACUCCUUCCACUACAAGAUCCACUACUCAGUCUACAAGUUCGUCUACUUCAUCUACCACUGUUUCAUCCCCAACAGCUUCAACAACUACUUCGUCAACUCGUCUUACUUUUCCCACGGCAUCAACUAG